Molecule: messenger RNA, 1045 nt
Organism: Panicum virgatum (switchgrass)
Lineage: Eukaryota; Viridiplantae; Streptophyta; Magnoliopsida; Poales; Poaceae
Product: receptor-like protein 9DC3
Exons: 1
Coding region: 66-683 (205 amino acids)
Molecular function (GO): protein binding
Source: RefSeq, a predicted model, not a curated record
UUGAUAUCGCCUCAAACAACUUCAGUGGCUCAUUGCCUGAAAGAUGGUUUAAGACGCUCAAGUCUAUGACGACUAGGUCUGAUAACGGGACAUUAGUUAUGGAAAAUCAAUAUUACCAUGGGCAACCAUAUGUGUUUACAACUACAACAACAUACAAAGGGAAUUACAUAACCAUCUCUAAGAUAUUGAGGACCCUUGUGCUUAUUGAUAUCUCAGAUAAUGGAUUCUAUGGUACCAUCCCUGAGGCCAUUGGGGACCUUGUGCUGCUUCAUGGGCUCAACAUGUCUCGUAAUGCUCUUGGAGGGUCAAUUCCAGCUCAAUUUGGCAACCUGAAGAACCUUGAGUCAUUGGACCUCUCCUCAAACGAGAUUUAUGGGGAAAUUCCCCAGGAGCUAGCAUCGUUAAACUUCCUAUCAACAUUGAAUUUGUCCUACAACAUGUUGUUUGGACGAAUACCAGAGUCCUCUCAGUUCUCCACAUUUUCCAAUAGCUCUUUUCUAGGGAAUACGGGUUUGUGCGGAUAUCCAAUGCCCAAUCAAUGCAGAAAUGACACACAAACAAGCAUGACAUAUGCUAAUUCAGAGAAAAAUCCUACAGAUGUACUGCUUUUUAUCUUCACUGCUUUGGGAUUUGGUAUCUGCUUUUCAAUUACAGUCAUAGUGGAAUGUGGGAGAAAAAGUUGAUAGUGAUCUUGACUCUCCAGAGCUCUUAUAUGGAGUAUGUUAUUACGUAUUGCUACAAAAUUUUGUCUGUGAAGAUCACUCCUGUUUCCUUGCGGGAGUGAAUAAAGAGAAAGUAGGUGUCUGUGUUUAACUAUAGUUGUUACAAUUUUUGUUAGUCAGCAGUACACAGCAACUGCGACGACUGUUAUCUCAGUGAAAAGAUGACGCUAUAGUCAUCAGUUAAGUAAGAAAUAUUGAGCUCCAUAUAUAUGUAUGUGAAGGAAGAGGUCAUCACUAGAGAAUUGUGGUGGAAUUAUGCGGAACUGUUUUGUAAGUUGCGGACGACUACAUGCAUGAACCAGAUGAACCGGUCUUUCAAACUA